CAAAGGCCGCCGCAUAGCCCCGGAACCGCGCCCGCCGGCCAAGAUGAUGUGCGAGGUGAUGCCGACCAUUAGUGAAGCAGAAGGCCCCCCAGGAGGAGGUGGGAGCCAUGGGUCAGGCUCCCCUUCACAGCCAGACACUGAUUCGCAUUUUGAGCAGCUCAUGGUUUCCAUGCUGGAAGAACGAGACCGCCUUCUGGAUACACUGAGGGAGACACAAGAAACACUGGCGUUAACCCAGGGGAAAUUGCAUGAAGUUGGUCAUGAAAGAGAUUCUUUGCAGAGGCAGCUCAACACUGCACUUCCACAGGAGUUUGCUGCGCUCACGAAGGAACUCAAUGUGUGUAGGGAGCAGCUUCUGGAGAGAGAGGAGGAAAUCGCCGAGCUGAAGGCAGAGAGGAACAACACUAGGCUGCUUCUGGAGCAUCUGGAGUGCCUCGUCUCCAGGCACGAGCGCUCCCUACGGAUGACAGUGGUGAAGAGGCAAGCACAGUCGCCUGCAGGCGUGUCCAGUGAGGUGGAGGUGCUGAAAGCCCUGAAGUCACUGUUUGAGCACCACAAAGCCUUGGAUGAGAAGGUACGGGAGCGACUUCGAGUGGCUCUGGAGAGGUGUAGCUUGUUAGAAGAGGAGCUGGGUGCCACCCACAAAGAGCUAAUGAUUCUUAAAGAACAGAAUAAUCAGAAGAAAACACUGACAGAUGGAAUGCUUGACGGGAACCAUGAACAGGAAAGCGCACCAAGCACCAACGGCAAGAGAUCUUCUGAUGGCUCCUUGAGUCAUGAGGAUCUUGCCAAAGUGCUGGAGCUGCAGGAAGUCAUAGACAGGCAGGCGAGAGAGCAGAGCCAGAUGAAGGAGCGCCUGGCCUCUCUGUCCAGUCAUGCAGCAGAGCUGGAAGAGGAUCUGGACACAGCUCGAAAAGACCUCAUCAAGUCUGAAGAGAUGAAUACGAAACUGCAGCGAGAAGUCCGUGAAGCAAUGGCCCAGAAGGAGGAUAUGGAGGAGAGAAUCACCACCCUUGAGAAACGCUACCUCGCUGCACAGCGUGAAGCCACGUCUGUGCAUGACCUCAAUGACAAACUUGAAAAUGAAAUUGCAAAUAAAGACUCCAUGCACCGACAGACAGAGGACAAGAACCGUCAGUUGCAAGAGCGUCUGGAGUUGGCAGAGCAGAAGCUGCAGCAGACCCUGCGCAAAGCUGAGACGCUGCCGGAGGUGGAGGCCGAGCUAGCCCAGAGGGUGGCUGCACUCUCCAAGGCUGAGGAGAGACAUGGCAACAUUGAAGAGAGGCUGCGGCAGAUGGAGGCACAGCUGGAGGAGAAAAAUCAGGAGCUGCAGCGGGCAAGGCAGAGAGAAAAGAUGAACGAGGAACAUAAUAAGCGCCUGUCUGACACUGUGGACAAGCUGCUCUCAGAAUCCAAUGAGAGGCUGCAGCUGCAUCUGAAGGAGAGAAUGGCGGCGCUGGAGGACAAGAAUUCUCUACUAAGGGAAGUUGAAAAUGCAAAGAAGCAACUAGAAGAGACCCAGCAUGAUAAGGACCAACUUGUCCUGAAUAUUGAAGCCCUGAAGGCUGAGCUGGAGCAGAUGAGACUGAGAGGUCCUUCACUUCUUCAUGGCCGACCACAUUUGGGCAGCGUCCCGGACUUCAGGUUCUCUGUGGCAGACGGGCAUGUGGAUGCUUACAGCACCAGUGCAGUGUUGCGGCGCCCCCAGAAGGGCCGGCUGGCAGCGCUGCGGGACGAGCCCUCCAAGGUGCAGACCCUCAAUGAACAGGACUGGGAACGGGCCCAACAAGCCAGCGUCUUGGCAAAUGUGGCACAGGCAUUUGAGAGUGAUGUCGAUGUGUCUGAUGGUGAAGAUGACCGAGAUACUCUGCUCAGCUCAGUUGAUUUGCUGUCACCCAGUGGGCAGGCUGAUGCCCAGACACUGGCCAUGAUGCUUCAGGAACAACUGGAUGCUAUCAACAAAGAGAUCAGGUUGAUACAAGAAGAGAAGGAGAAUACAGAGCAGCGGGCAGAGGAGAUCGAGAGCAGAGUGGGCAGUGGAAGCUUGGACAAUCUUGGUCGUUUUAGAUCAAUGAGCUCCAUCCCCCCCUACCCUGCUUCCUCUCUUGCUGGCUCCUCUCCUCCAGGCAGUGGUCGGUCCACACCAAGAAGGGUCCCUCACAGUCCUGCCCGGGAGGUAGACAGGCUGGGUGUCAUGACUCUGUUGCCAGCUUCCAGAGACGAGGUACGAGACGACAAGACAACGAUAAAAUGUGAAACCUCCCCCCCCUCCUCCCCAAGGCCCCUGCGCUUAGACAGGAUGCACAAGGGCGCGCUGCACACCGUCAGCCAUGAGGACAUCAGGGACUUGAGGAAUUCUACAGGCUCUCAGGAUGGCCCCGUGAGCAACCCUAGCAGCAGUAACAGUAGCCAGGAUUCCCUCCACAAAGCCCCAAAGAAGAAGGGCAUCAAAUCCUCCAUUGGCCGCUUGUUUGGGAAGAAGGAAAAGGGCCGGCCUGGUCCACUGGGCAAGGAGUCACCAGGGCAAGCUGGUGUUUCAGAGACAGAAAAUUCAUCUCAAGAUGCCUUGGGACUCAGCAAACUGGGAGGACAAGCUGAGAAAAAUCGUAAACUUCAGAAAAAGCAUGAGCUGCUGGAGGAGGCCCGCAGGCAAGGCUUGCCUUUCGCACAGUGGGAUGGGCCCACAGUGGUGGUGUGGCUGGAGCUCUGGGUUGGGAUGCCUGCCUGGUAUGUGGCUGCUUGCCGAGCAAAUGUCAAGAGUGGUGCCAUCAUGUCAGCCCUGUCAGACACUGAGAUCCAACGGGAGAUUGGCAUCAGCAACCCCCUGCACAGACUGAAGCUGCGGCUGGCCAUCCAAGAGAUAAUGUCACUGACUAGCCCUUCUGCCCCACCCACAUCCAGGACGACCACAGGAAAUGUCUGGUUGACACAUGAAGAGAUGGAAACGCUCACAGCCACACCACAAACGACGCUAGCAUAUGGGGACAUGAACCAUGAGUGGAUCGGUAACGAGUGGCUGCCCAGCCUGGGCCUGCCGCAGUACCGCAGCUACUUCAUGGAGUGCCUUGUGGAUGCCCGGAUGCUGGACCACCUGACUAAGAAAGACCUUCGAGGGCAGCUGAAGAUGGUAGACAGCUUCCACAGAAACAGUUUCCAGUGUGGAAUUAUGUGCCUGAGAAGGUUGAAUUAUGACCGAAAAGAACUGGAAAGAAAAAGAGAAGAAAGUCAGAAUGAGACAAGAGAUGUGCUUGUGUGGAGCAAUGACCGGGUGAUUCGCUGGAUCCUGUCGAUUGGCCUUAAAGAGUAUGCCAACAACCUAAUAGAGAGUGGUGUCCAUGGAGCACUUCUGGCCUUGGACGAGACUUUCGAUUUCAGUGCCCUGGCACUCUUGUUACAGAUUCCAACACAGAAUACGCAGGCUCGAGCUGUCUUGGAAAGAGAAUUCAACAACCUUUUGGUCACAGGAACUGAUCGGAGGUUUGAUGAGGAUGAUGACAAAAGCUUCAGGAGGGCACCUUCCUGGAGGAAGAAGUUCAGACCAAAGGACAUCCGUGGCUUAGCCUCUGGCUCUGCAGAGACGUUGCCUGCCAACUUCCGAGUCACCUCCUCUAUGUCAUCUCCCUCUAUGCAGCCAAAGAAGGUUCAGAUGGAUGGUAGUGUGUCCGGAUCACAGAGGUUGGACUCUGCCACAGUCAGGACUUACUCCUGCUAGAGCCUCCUGCUGUUUACCCACACUACUUCUACAGAUGAUGCCGCUGAGGCACGGACGGUGCAGAGUUCAUGGAGCCCCAUCUGGCAACUCUUGCUAUGUGGACCCAAGAUAUUUUAUUACAGAGUUUUUAAACUAGUGAAGAAAAAAAUCAUAAAUACCAUAGAGAACCUAUUUUAGAAUUGACUGUUUCUUAUAUUUAUGUAAACUUAUACUUCCUCAUUUAUAUAGCUACUUACUCUUUCAUGUAUAUCCAAGCUAUAAAUAUCCUUUGAGUCAAUUCAUGUUCUUAUACCUAAUUUUAGUCUUUUAAAUGAAUGUACUGUAAUGCUUGUGUAUAAAUCUGAGCAAAUAUAGGGCUUUUGUAAAUUAUGCAUUUACUGUAAUUAUUCCUGCUUAAUUUUUUAAUGAUGAACCCGACAGAGGAAAGGAUUUUGCUACGUUUAUAAAGUCAUCAUGAUACAAGCCAUGUGCGUUCUCCUCUACCCAGCUCUGCAACAAUCAUUCUGAAAGAAGCAGACUUUAUUUUCUGGUGUUUUCUGUCAUAUUUUAAUGACUUACCUUAACCGUACUUUUUCUAGACAAAAUCUUAGCUUCCAUUAGGCUUGAGACUGAUGGUCAGGAUUCUGUGGACAGCCCUUAUCCUGACCACAUCCCUGGCCCUGCUCUGGACAUGGGUGGAUUGUCUCCAAAGGCUGAGCAGAGCAGUGAGCUGGGAGCAGCACUCUACAGGGGCAGGGUGGCCUCACCUGCAGACUGAGCAGCUGAUGGAGCCUUGCAGCCACCUCCCUCCCUCCACACUCUUCAAGGACCAAUCAUGGGGCAGGUGCUCAUUUCCUGACUGGGGCAGAACAACAGGUGAAAGCAAGAGACCUCAGCGGAGCGGGCAGCCUGCAACUCCAAUAAAGGCCUUAUUUCUCUUGUGUCAACUGUCUUACAUUUAUUUGUAACUGUUGUAAGAGUGGACCUGGUUCUCCACUCCGCUGUCUUGGCAGCCUUCUGACUGACUUCAGUGAACUAAGAAGCCACAGGGCUCAGGCACACUUGUGCAUAUUUAUUGUUUAGCUGAUGUGGGAGAGGCUUUUAUAUUUGCUUUCUGCUUUUAAUUCAUCUGGACAAUUGGUUGUUCUGUUUUUCUGUUAAUCGUUUGUGACCCUCUGGAUUAUAUAACAAAGUCUGUGCAGUCAACUUCUGAA
Molecule: messenger RNA, 4905 nt
Organism: Grammomys surdaster
Lineage: Eukaryota; Metazoa; Chordata; Mammalia; Rodentia; Muridae
Gene: Ppfia1
Product: PTPRF interacting protein alpha 1
Exons: 29
Coding region: 44-3712 (1222 amino acids)
Biological process (GO): synapse organization
Cellular component (GO): presynaptic active zone
Molecular function (GO): protein binding
Source: RefSeq, a predicted model, not a curated record